UUCUCUCAUUUAGCAAUUCAUCAAGAGUAAACAUUGGAGUUGUUUAUUAACAAGUCUCAGCGCUGUUGCCAAUUGGGCUAUCGUACACAGCAUUGCCAUUAUCUAUUAUUUAUUUUUCCAUUUGUCAGUCAUACAGAAAAGUGGAAGUGUAUUUACAGCAGCAAAAAGAGGGCAUUAUGGCUGAAUUACCGGAAAAUUUACAAAUUAUUAAAACAGAAGGAUCACAGUUGCCGGAAACGGAAGCACAACCGCGUCGCCUUAUUAAGGAGCGUUUAAAUUGGCACGUGAAACGUCGUCUCCAACGAGAACAGGAACCUCAAAAUACACUACCGCAUAAGAAAAUAAAAAUAAUUACUCACCCUUCGUUGAGUACAGAACAAGAAACAGUGGCUAUUGUAGCACCAGUACCAGUACAGGCACCUCAACAAUCACCACAAUCAGCAAAUGUGAACGUGAAUUCGACAGCUAACGAUAGCGACGUCACCACGCCGACAUCAACAUUGAAAAGGAAAGAGAAACAACAACAGAAAGAACCAGCCAAAACACGAAGACCAUAUCAAAAGCGUACGGACAAAAACACCACCAAAAUACAAUCACAAACGCAGCCACAAAUCCGAUCCGAUGAUGGCGGAAGAGCACGCAAAAACAAACGUCACAAACAGCAGCAGCAACACGGCUCAGUAGCCGGUAACACAGUAACUUUGGCGGUUGGUAAUGCAGGUCCAAGUGGAAGCUCUGGCAUUUUAUGUUUAUCGCCUAGCGUAGAGGAAGGAAGUGGGGGUGGUGGAGAUGAAACGGACGGCCGAGAUAUUUAUUCUCGCGAUAAGGAUAAAUGUCCUGACAUUUUAAGUUUGGUAUUGAGCGGAAAAAAACGUGCUUUACUGCAAAACGCUGAAGUACAAGACAUUUUGGGUAAAAUAAUGGCUGCAUUUAAAAAUUGACCAAAUGUUUUCAUGAUUAAUUCUCUUUGCGUAGAUUUACAUAAAUACAUUUCUAUAAUAUAUAAAAUUAAAAAAAAAAUAAUAAAACUUCAAAAAUUUCAAAAGUC
Messenger RNA from Ceratitis capitata (Mediterranean fruit fly), 1048 nucleotides. RefSeq lists its product as hypothetical. The coding region runs from base 177 to 941 and encodes 254 amino acids. Lineage: Eukaryota; Metazoa; Arthropoda; Insecta; Diptera; Tephritidae. The record is from RefSeq and is a predicted model, not a curated record. The transcript has a single exon.